AUGACUUCUUUUCCGGUAGCGAUCACAUCCGCUCAAGGAUGUGCCCUUGAAUUCUGCGGCUUCUGGUCGCCAGACUCGGGAUUACAUGACCAACAGAUAAUGAAAACAAAGCGGGACAAGGCUUACUCAGAGUCUCAACAGAAGGUGUUGGUCGAAGACGCAGCAGACGCACUGGAGGUGCUACUCGGUCUAAUGGACGUAGCGAGUGAGCCGUCGGCGGCUGAAUCUGCCUUACGGCGAGUCGUCAACGAUUCUGACGAUGUGCUGCGGAAAUUCAAGUGUCCAGAAUGCGGGAAAGCGUUCAAGUUCAAACAUCAUCUUAAGGAACACAUUCGAAUCCAUUCCGGCGAGAAACCGUUCGAGUGCCCAUCCUGUCACAAGCGCUUCUCGCAUUCUGGAUCUUACUCGUCACACAUGAGCAGUAAGAAAUGUGUUCAACAGAGUGUGCCAUCGAUGGUGCCGCAAUUCAACCACUAUCAGGUGGCAAUCUACAGAAAUUUGUUGAUGCAGCUUCAGGCUCAACAGCAACUGGCCUUACCUUCUGCUGAUGUUAAUCCCUACCUCAGUCUUAUUCAACAAAAUAUGCUCCAAGGGUUAGCUGACAUCGUCCCAACCUCACCUGUUCCCACCUCUCCUUCCUCGUUGCUGUCAUCCUAUCUGAACUCAACAAUUUCCUCAGAGGGUAGCCCACCACGAUCCGAGUCUUCCCCAGAUGACAAAAAAGAUAAAGACUCAAGAAAGGACAAUUCGAGUGAUAUCGUUGACGGCGAACUUGAAGUGGUGGUUGGAAACGAGGUUAUCGGUGACUCAAAAACGUCUCCUCAGGAUUGGCGUCCGCUUCGUUCUCGCUCAUUCCUAACUGAUGCUCAGGUAACGAUUCUCAGCAAUCACUUCAAACGAAAUCCAUUCCCAUCAAAGUACGAGUUAUCGGCCGUUGCUGAGCAGAUAGGCGUAAACAAACGUGUGGUCCAGGUAUGGUUUCAAAACACUCGUGCCAAGGAACGACGAAGCAAUCGGCUCCCGUCGCUUGGCCGAAUGCCUUGGCCUUUAAGUGCGGCUACUUCUGUCCUACCUCAUCCCAAUGCUGCUCAGAUCAUGUCCGCUUGGGCUCAACAAUAUUCGGCUUUAUCCUCUCAAGCCGAUCAAUCAGCUGAUGAGUCACCUACGAUUCAGAAAGAGGAAAGCCUUGACGAUGACAAAUCAAAUACACCACUUGACCUCACCGUAAAGGAGGAGACCGAUCAUGAUUGGAGCCCUGAGAAGCUUGUCGGACUUGUUGAUCGCAGCGCAUUCAAUCUACAACAGUUGCUGAAACAAACGACCAGUGGUGAUCCGAGUCCUUCCUCAGAAGCUCCGGAACCUGAAGUGACAUCGUCGAUUUGGCCAACGGCAAACGUGUUCCUCAAUCAGUACAACAUUUUGAAUGUCGGGAAUUUGUCGGGACUUCAGGGUGUCUUUGAGAACCAAACGGAUGCUGAUGAAACUAUGAGUUUGGGUUCGAACGAUUCAAAAAGGAAUAACUAUCGAAUAAAUAAGAUUGUUGAAGAAGAAGGAUUGUAUGCAUGUGACCAAUGUGAUAAAAUGUUCGGCAAGCAAAGUUCAUUGGCCAGACAUAAAUACGAGCAUUCAGGUCAACGCCCAUACAAAUGCGAUGUUUGCGACAAAGCUUUCAAACACAAACAUCAUUUGACCGAACACAAGCGGUUACAUUCCGGAGAGAAACCAUUUCAGUGCGACAAAUGCCUGAAACGGUUCAGCCAUUCCGGCAGCUACAGUCAACAUAUGAAUCAUCGCUACUCAUACUGUAAACCGUACAGAGAGGGCAUAGUAUCGGCAGGAGGAUCCGAGAAUCCGUCACUAGCCGGUACACCAAAUCCAACACCUCUAGAAGUACCUCUAAUGGGUACACAGCUCAGUCCUCUGCUCACACCUGCGUCUAUAGUUUAG
This is a messenger RNA of Necator americanus (New World hookworm), 1947 nucleotides long. RefSeq lists its product as uncharacterized. Gene Ontology annotation, molecular function: DNA-binding transcription factor activity, RNA polymerase II-specific; DNA binding. Gene Ontology annotation, biological process: regulation of DNA-templated transcription. The transcript has 15 exons. The coding region runs from base 1 to 1947 and encodes 648 amino acids. The record is from RefSeq and is a predicted model, not a curated record. Lineage: Eukaryota; Metazoa; Nematoda; Chromadorea; Rhabditida; Ancylostomatidae.